Molecule: messenger RNA, 1882 nt
Organism: Micromonas pusilla CCMP1545
Lineage: Eukaryota; Viridiplantae; Chlorophyta; Mamiellophyceae; Mamiellales; Mamiellaceae
Exons: 1
Biological process (GO): positive regulation of rRNA processing; positive regulation of transcription by RNA polymerase I
Cellular component (GO): nucleolus
Molecular function (GO): protein binding; RNA binding
Source: RefSeq, a predicted model, not a curated record
AUGUACCUCUGUUCCGAUGAUGAAGUUCGGACCUUCUGCCCAAAUACUGGCAGCACACUGAAUGUUAAGUUUAUAGGCCAUGAAGCAGAAAUUACAGCUAUUGCUUUCGAUCCCACGCAUUCACGUAGACUGACUUUGCUUACAUCGUCUCAAGAUUGCACCCUCCGAUCCUGGGAUGCGCUCAAUGGUACGCAGUUGAAAGUAUUCACGGCCCCUGGGUCGAUUUUAAGUAUGAUAGCACCAGCAGGGAAAAGCCUGCAGGGUCUGGACACGAUUUACUUUUCGUGCUGGCAGCGAAAGAGCAAUAUACAUCGAACAGAGGGAGGUCGCAUACUCGCCUUCAGCAUGAGCAAGUUCAACAUAUCAGAUCAUCUUGCUAAAACAGGAAUUCCUCCAAAGCUGGUUGGAAGCCCUCUUGGCAAUUUAGUUGGUGCAUUUGAGCGGCAUAGCAUCAACGUGUGGUCACUUGAAUAUAAAGAGGGACUUGGUUCCAGAACUAGACAUAUCGUUCGUUUGCAUCACUCAAAGCCGAUAACUGUAAUAGCGUUCAGCGAAUCCGAAGAUACACUUGCUGCUGGAGAUACAACAGGCCGUAUCACGCUUUGGCGUGGCUUCUCAAAGCCAUCAAGCGCCCACAUCAAUUGGCCUUGCAGGUCAAAUUUUCCUUCUCACUUUGCUGAUCGGAAGCUCAGUGAUAAAAAUAUAGCUGGUGACAGAGUGGGCUCUGUAGGUAAAGGAAAACUUUUUGAAAGUUCACUUUCUUGUAGCGCUUUGCACUGGCAUGCAGCUUCUGUAACCUGUCUAUCUUUUGCUUCUGAUGGAGCCCACUUGCUUUCCGGUGGUUUUGAAUCAGUGCUUGUCAUUUGGCAGCUCAACGAAGAUCGCCGGUCAUAUAUCCCUCAAAUUGGCGCGCCUCUGAACUUUAUCUUGCAGUUUCCAGGGGAUUUUACUCGUGUUGCCGUCGGCUGUGCUGACAACUCCGUACGUAUUAUUUCCCUGGCAACUUUGACCACUGAAGUUAAAAUUGUCGGCAUUCGACCAGCCGCGUUGUGCACACAGCAUGUAACUUCGUAUCCUAUCAUCAGCACGGUCUCUACUGUCAACUCGAAUUCGGUAAAAGUUUUAUCCUCUGGACCUCAGUUCGCUGAAUUAGUUGUUGCCUCGAAAGCUGUAUCCGUAUUUGAAAGGAGACCAUUUCCUUCGAUAUCGUUUCACCCUGAUUCAAGAACGAUUUGUUUUGCCACGAUGGGCACACAAAUUCAGCUUUACAAAUAUACUGAUGAGCAUGAGUCUGCAACCCUCCAUGUGGCGCCACAAAACGUCGUCAAUGGAGCUGGAGGAUCGGAUGAUCCACCAGAACAAUACAUAAGCGUUGCGGAAUUCAAUACUGACGGCUCAGUUCUCGCCACAAUAGAUAGAAGAUAUGAUAUGAAGUCGACCAACGCAAACUCUGGACGACAUGGAGAUCAACAUAACGGGGAGGAAGCUCUGUCUCUUGAGACUCUUCGAAUUUGGGAGUGGCACAGGUCAGAAGUCGAAAGUGAUAAGGUGGACAAAAUAGUUCGCGCUCUUGAAGGGGAGUUUGUAUGUGUUUCUACGUUCGAAUCACCUCAUGCUAAGUCAGUAACUUCCCUUCAAAUCCGCGGGGUGUUGAACAAGGGAUCGUUGAUGGCGUGUUCAGUUUCUCUCGAUGGAGUAGUAAAGAUCUGGAUUCCUUCAUGCCAGGCAUACGGAGCCAGAAGCCUCGGAAGCAAGUCCUGGAUAUGUCGAUCAACUGUCGCGCAUCAAGGGUUUCCUUCUCCUGCUCUUCUUACAGUCAAUUUCUCACAAGACGAAUCUUUAUUGGCGACUUCAGGUAUGCAUAUCGUGUUAUGGGAUCCUG